Ceratina calcarata is the source of this 2462-nucleotide messenger RNA. It is a transcript of the gene Exo84, whose product is annotated as exocyst complex component Exo84. NCBI's taxonomy places the organism in Eukaryota, Metazoa, Arthropoda, Insecta, Hymenoptera, Apidae. Gene Ontology annotation, biological process: Golgi to plasma membrane transport; intracellular protein localization; exocytosis. The record is from RefSeq and is a predicted model, not a curated record. The transcript has 9 exons. Gene Ontology annotation, cellular component: exocyst. The coding region runs from base 176 to 2344 and encodes 722 amino acids.
UACACGUACGUAGCAGGGCGAAGUGAGAAAUGUCAUUAGAACAAAAGCUUUUAAGUUAAAGGGCAACGAUAACGAUGCUACGGUGAAUAUAUAUGAAUUCGUUGUUCGUUCCGUGAUAUCGAUAUGAAAUUCGAAGGAGUCGAAGUAGCGGAGUAUUACAUCGCUAGUAAUACGGAUGACGCGACGGAAACUAGGUAGCGAGCAUCUUUUUACGAUGGCCAACAGUUUGGCAAAAGUCUUCGCGACCGAAGACUUCAAUCCCGAGAAAUUUGUGAAGGAGCUCAGCGCGCAAUGCGUCGGAGCGGACGAGCUGAGGCACCAGAGAGCGAAGAUUCAAGAGCUCGCGAACAACACGUCCGCUCAACUGAAACGCAAUGUUUAUCAGAAUUACAUGCAGUUCAUCGAGACUGCCAAGGAAAUCUCGCAUUUGGAAAGCGAGAUGUACCAAUUGUCGCAGUUGCUCAGUGAACAACGAUCAUUGUUGAGUACUUUAGGAUCCGCCAGGACUACCGGUGUCCUGUUCGAGGACCUCUCUGAAUCCCAGUUGGAGAGCGUUAACGAUUCUACUGCUAAAGAGGAAGAGCAGAAGCAGAAACUGGUGCAACUUCUGGAAAACGUGGAAGGUGCUAUGAGUUUAGCAGAGACGCCUGGACGUGUGUGUCUACACGAGGGUUCUUUAUUAGAACUAGAUUCUUUGGAAGGGACACCGCUGAAGAGGGUUCACGCUUAUUUAUUCAACGAUAUCUUAAUGAUUGCCUCUUGGCUGACAAACGGUGGUAGAAGAGGACCGACCAGAUAUAAAAUGCAAGCCGUGUACAAUCUCGAGAGUCUAGCCAUCGUCAACGUCCGAGACCUCGGAACCGUGAAACUGGCGUUCAAGCUUCUGGCGUUCUCGGACACGAGACUGUUCCAAUGCGCGACAGCGACGAGCAAAAAAGAAUGGUUGGACAAAUGCGAACAAGCGAAGCGAAUGAAACUCGCCGAAGAUAAUUCAGCCGUCGCGACGGACAAGCGGUCGAAAGAAGAGAAGGCAACGAUGCCCUCGCGAUCGACGUCGCUCGAUUCCAACACCCUCGGUAUAGACGACGAAGAUACAGAAUAUCACGAGCCACCGCCGGAGUGGAUGCUAGAAGUAGCGGAGGAUCUAGAUUCCUGCAUAGCGCAACGCCACUUCGAGGAGGCUUACAGCUUCCUAGAGAAGGCGAAAAUGUAUUUGAAGGAUGCCCAGACCACGCCGCAGCUCCUCGAGAUUCAAUCGAAGGUGAACGACAGAGGGAGAUCUCUGGUCGAAGUUCUAACGAAGGAACUCGAAUUAAGCGCGGAAGCGAAGUCGCUUCAGGGUGGCGGUUUGAGAAGCGCGCGGCGCGUUGUAAAAUUGUUAAUACAAUUAAACAGAAGCGCACAAGCGUGCCAGUUGUACCUGCGACUGUGCAGCGCGAUGUUAAAAGCACGACUGAAACGUAUCAAGAGAGAAGGGGCUACUGUACCGUACGUGAAACAGCUUAGCGCGAUCGCUUUCAGCAAUAUCGUGGAAGUUACCAAAGAGUUUUUAAGUAUUUUCCCGCAGUCGACGAACUGUACGUCUGGUCUGGUCGUCUGGUGCAGCCAGGAGGUGAAGCACUUGACGACGCAUUUGACUAAACAGCUUUUUACCCCGCAAGUGUCUCUGAGCACGUUGGUGGAAUGCAUAGUCUCCGUUCGAACUCACUGUGAUCAGUUGACGCAGUUAGGAUUGGACUUCCGUUACCAAUUGGACGGUCAACUCAGAUCACCGCUGGCGAAAGCGAUACAGGACACGGGCGAGAAGUACAUCGAGAUCGUAAAAACGCACAUAGCCGAAGACUCUUGGCGGCCGACGAACUUAGAAACCAGUAAAAACGUUCAAAAGUUGCUAUCGGAAAUGGACGAUCGUGGAAUAACUGUACCACCGUCUUACUUGAAGAACGAUUUCUGGAUAGCGUUGACCGAUAACACUCUGACGUUCUCCAAGAUAUACGUAAGUUUGUUGGAAGAUUGUCUCAGUAUCGCCACGCCGGAAUUAAUGACGAUGAUCGACGGAGUAUUGGUGUCGGUGAUGCGAGUUCAAGUGCAACACCUCGUCGCAUCGUUGACGAACCCGAAGUUGAAACAGGAGAAACAGUUAGUGCACGAUAACGCGUCGUAUAUUCGAAAUGUCGUGAUCAUGCGAGGACUGGAGCUCUACAAAUCGGCGACGAGCCAGAUCUUUAAGAAGCUGUUGGGUUUGAAGGAACAGAUCGUCGUCGAUUCGCCUUCGUCUUUAAACAAACCGAUACCUGCUCCGAGAACCUCGGUACCGAAGUACUCCACUACCGAGUACAUUUAAUAGGAAAUAAUUUUAAAAGAGUAUGUUUCGCAGCCUACGCGCUGCGCGUAUCACGUGUAUUGUACAUAUAACUUAACUCGAACCUUUUAGAAAAUAUAUAUAUAUAUAUAUAUGUAUC